Molecule: messenger RNA, 4360 nt
Organism: Lymnaea stagnalis (great pond snail)
Lineage: Eukaryota; Metazoa; Mollusca; Gastropoda; Lymnaeidae
Source: the annotation of a GenBank genome assembly
GUGACAGAUAUCAAGUCUUAGUUUUUGCAUGGCUAUGGGCAAUAUGGCCUAAAUGGGAAGGCCUCGAUGAUUAAGUUUGUCACGUGAUUCAUAUCUCGCGUGUCAUUAAAAAAAAAAAGCAUUUGACUGCGUCUCCAGGUGUAGCUCAUCACUCGGAGUCUUAAGAGAAAGUCUGUUAGAGAAAGUCUGUUAGAGAAAGUACAUCAGCGAGGUAAGAUUGACGUUUUGUUUUCUUCAAAUAGAACGAUCAUGUUUGAUGAAUGUACACAGUAAUACAAUUAUUUUUGAUGGCUGUUCUUCUUCUUCUUCUUCUAUAUCUUAAGGGUCCACGAUACACUCAUGUUUGAUAGCUUUUGACAGUAAUACAAUUAUUUUUAAUGGCUAUUAACAGUAAUACAAUCAUGUUCGAUGGCUUUUGACGGUAAUACAAUUAUGUUUUUAUGGAUGUACACAGAAAUACAAUUAUGUUUGAUGGCAUAAGACGGUAAUACGAUUAUUAUUUUUUUCAUGCAGUGGCGUAGCUAGGGCGAGUGCUACCCUGGGCUGGUUAAGAUUUUUGACGCCUCUCCUUAGUGCAAAACUCUGGAGUUGGUUGAAAACUCCGUAACACUAUGUAAAGAAAACGUCGACGCCCGGGGGCUGACGGCCCCGCCCUUCCUAUUUCGGUGGGUUUUAUGACUGCAGACAGUAAUCUAAUUUUGUUUCCGUAUUUAAGACAUAAAAAUGAAAUUAAGCUGUAUCAAAACAGAUGAUCCUCUUAAAUCGAGCUUUUGAAAAAUUGCGUCACUAAAGGUGGGCCCGGAGGGGGUUGGGCCGUGUUAGGUGAAGCUGUCACAGGCAAAUACACCAACACGAUCAAACAUUUUUUUAAAUUAAACAAUAUAUGUAUAGAAAAAAGUGACGGUUGGGAUGUCAAUAAACAAUUUUGUGAAGUACAUGGGAUUUUAUCGAUUAAUUUACUAUUAAGGUCCUAUGUAAAGAUUAUUUUGGUGCCCUAAAAUGAUGUUGGAACCCAGGGUGAGUACCCCCCCUCUUGCUCCAUUCAACCCCUUCUUACGGCCCUGUCAGUACAUGUCGUGUAACAAAAGAAAUGUGCCAUGUUUCAAUUUUAAAGUAACAUUGUAUUCAAUUUUGAUUUAAUUUCCAUUGAUUUCCUCAAGAUUUUUAGCAGCUGGAAUCUCUCUUUACUUGAAAAAAACAAAAAACUGUUGCAAUGAAUGUUUAAUUGGUGUGUGACCUAAAAGGCAUCAUUCGUGAUGUAGGUUCCAAUGUCCACAGUUAGCUUAAUAUCUUCUGAUCUAGUUAAACAUAAUGCUGAGAUCAGUAAUAGCGUGUAUAAGUUACUGCUCCAAAAAGCACUGCCAAGGCAAAUUUUCAAAUGAUGUAAAUCUAAUUAAAUAAGCAGGUCUAUCUUGAUUUGCCAGGCGCACGAAAGUUUGGUCGAUUUUUUAUUUGGGGGGGAGGGGGGGGGGUUGUGUGUUACUUUUGUUUUUUUUUUUUUUUUUUUUUUUUUUUUGAAAGAUCAUAUGCUACUUAAAUUGUUCAGACUAAAUUUAAAUUGGAAGCAACAUGACUAUAUCUUUCUUUUUAUUUUAAAAUGUAUUUUUGUUUUAAGCCUUCUGUUUGCUAAAAAUCAUGGUAUUUUACCAUCUUUAAAAAAAAAUCACUUUAAAAUACAGGGGUUUAUUAUUAUUUUUUUUAAAGUUUCUAAUCUUUUCUAAUGGUUUUUAAUAGUUUCUAUUAUUUUCUAAUAUUUUCCAAAACUUUCUAAAUCUUCAAAUGAUGUAAAUCUAAUUAAAUAUGCAGGUCUAUCUUGAUUUACCAGAAAGUUUGGUCGAUGUUUUUUUUGUUUUUUUUGGGUGUUAUUGUUUGUUGUUUUUUUUUUGUUUUGUUUUUUUUAAAAGACCAUUUGCAACUUAAGUUAGUCAGACUAAAUUUAAAUUGGACGCCCAUUGACUAAAUCUUUCUUUUAACAGAAAAUGUUAUUUUACAAUCUUUUUUUUAAAAAAUCAAUUUAAAAUACAGGGUUGUAUAAAAAUGCGCCGAAAAUCAGACAUUUUUUUAACGAUAUUUUUUUUUUAAUUGACUAAAUUCAAAAUUGUUGGGUGCCCAUGUCAGAUGGAGAAUGUAAAUUAUUCAUCAAGAAAAUUCUCGUUUAUGGUCUCUAACAGUUUUAAAAAAAGAACAAACAAUCUUUUUGAUCAAAGCGCUCACCAAAUGUUUUGUUUUUUUCUUUUAAACUAUUAAAUUUAAAAAUAUUUCCAACCAGUCUUUUUUGUUUGUUGACAUCAGACACACGAAACACUGACGUCGCUAUGAGUACGGCACCACUUUAUGCCUACCCUCCAACAGGAGAUUAUGGCAAUUCAGCCCAAACAGUGUAUACAGCAGUGCCAAGUUACCAAAGUGAAGUACGUUACCAGCAGCCGAACACACAAAUGUAAGGAAUGCUAGAAAUAGUAAUGAGACAAGUUUUGUUUUUAAUUUAAUUAUUUAUUUUUAGUUCGCUAUUUAUUUUUGAUAUAUAUAUGGACUUCUAUUUAAUUUGUGUGUGCUUUUGCCGGUACGUUCGAUGUUUUGUGAUUGUUUUUGUUAGCCCCCCCCCCCACAACCUUAUGCUAGAUUUCCUUGACCUGAUUACCCCCACCCCCAAUUAUCUUAAGGAAUUAGAACAUGCCAACGUAAUAAUUAAAAAAAAAAAACUACUGGCUGAAGUCGCAUAAUUAACUGGCCUCCCUGCUUUAUUGUAUUGGAAUUUUUGUUAGCCCCCCCCCCCACAACCUUAUGCUAGAUUUCCUUGACCUGAUUACCCCCACCCCCAAUUAUCUUAAGGAAUUAGAACAUGCCAACGUAAUAAUUAAAAAAAAAAAAACUACUGGCUGAAGUCGCAUAAUUAACUGGCCUCCCUGCUUUAUUGUAUUGGAAUUUCGUGGUCUCCACUGCCUAAAUAGACCAUAGUUGUGUAAUCUACCCUGAUUUACGAGACAAUUUUUUUAGUGGCCUCCCUUGCAUACUAGACCAUAGUUGUGUGGUCUACACUGCCAUGCUAGAAUAUGGUUGUGUGGUCCACCCUGCCUUAUUGGAUUGUGGUUCUGGUCUCCUUGCCAUGCUAGAAUCUGAUUCUUUGUGGUCUCACUGGCACACUAGAUUCUGACUGUGUGGUCUCCCUGGCACACUAGAUUCUGACUGUGUGGUCUCCCUGGCACACUAGAUUCUGACUGUGUGGUCUCCCUGGCACACUAGAUUCUGACUGUGUGUUCUCCCUGGCACACUAGAUUCUGACUGUGUGGUCUCCGUGGCACACUAGAUUCUGACUGUGUGGUCUCCCUGGCACACUAAAUUCUGACUGUGUGGUCUCCCUGGCACACUAGAUUCUGACUGUAUGGUCUCCCUGGCCCACUAGAUUCUGACUGUAUGGUCUCCCUGGCACACUAGAUUCUGACUGUGUGGUCUCCCUGGCACACUAGAUUCUGACUGUGUGGUCUCCCUGGCACACUAGAUUCUGACUGUGUGGUCUCCCUGGCACACUAGAUUCUGACUGUGUGAUCUCCCUGGCACACUAGAUUCUGAAUGUGUGGUCUUCCUUGACUUGCUGUAGUUGAGAAGUUUUCGUUCACCUUUUAAGUCAGCUAUAGCUCACAUUAUGAGGAACUAAAAUCAUAAUAAAGAGACACUUAACAAGACCACGAGUAAAAAAUACCAGAGCAUUGGCUCACUGUAAAUCAGAUUACCUAUAUCAUGAUAAUGUGUCAACCUUGUAUAAUUUCAGCGUCUAUGUUACGGAGAGAAGGCGAGACACAACAGACGGAGCCGAGGAAUGUUGUCUUUUGGGCUGUUGUGUGGCGCUAUUGUGUUGUGCCCUGCAGAACUAGUCAAAGAUGGGCUGUUGUGUGGCGCUGUUGUUUGGUGCUGUCGUGUGGCGCUGUUGUGUUGUGCCCUGCAGAACUAGUCAAAGAUUCAUGAACGAAUGCUAUACCAUGUGAUGCAGAAUUAUGCUCGUAACAUUAUGUUGUGUGAUGCUGAAUUGUGAUUGUAACGUUAUUUGUGUGAUGCAGAAUUGUGAUUGUAACAUUAUGUUGUGUGAUACAAGUAAUGGUCUUUUACCAUUGCUUAUUUAAUAUCAUCUUGUGUAUGAUAUGCAAAGUGCGGCAACGAAGUGUCUUAGUGCAAAUACGGAUAUUUUCCCCUUUCUUAAACUUAUAUGUAUAUAUUAUAAUUUAUGAUUGCUUUUCUUUGUAAAUAUCCCAUCACUUGUUUCAUGUAGCCAUUACCAAUAAACAUUUUAAUGAGUUCAAAUUGUAUUUUUUAUGGACUUUUAGAUAGGUGAAAAUGUGAUAUACAACUAAGUUGGACAAAUGUC